Chiloscyllium plagiosum (whitespotted bambooshark) is the source of this 3839-nucleotide messenger RNA. RefSeq names its product dynein, axonemal, intermediate chain 1, paralog 2 (gene dnai1.2). Gene Ontology annotation, biological process: outer dynein arm assembly; cilium movement. Gene Ontology annotation, molecular function: dynein light chain binding; dynein heavy chain binding. The record is from RefSeq and is a predicted model, not a curated record. Lineage: Eukaryota; Metazoa; Chordata; Chondrichthyes; Orectolobiformes; Hemiscylliidae. Gene Ontology annotation, cellular component: outer dynein arm.
UUCCGGUUUGCUUUUCGAUUUGACGGAUGGUCAUUUCCGGCCAUGCCGGCGCGGCUGUGGGCAGGCCGGUUGUCCCGGGUUACCGCCCGCCGGACGGCGAUUUGACAGUUUUUAACCUUGCGAUGGGAUUUCUCCCCCUCAUCUUCUACCCUUCCUCCCCAAAUACCCGACCAUCUCUUUGAUUAGUUUUAUUGGUACAGUUUGAUCGUUUGCAUUUUGUUAAACCCCGCUUAGUCGCUGUUUUAGUGAUGGUUUGUUUGCGCGGCGGAUGGUGGAAGCUGACGUUGUCAAGGCGACAAGAUUCAACUUCCGCUGGUGCUGCAGCAAAGAAAUUAGAUGAUCAGUUAGAUUCACUUUCUUCACUUUUACUGUUAAAGAAUUAGAUCCAGUGUCUUUAUUUUUACUGUUAGAAUUAGAUCGACUACUCUCUUCGCAUUUACUGUUUAGAGUUAGAUUCCCUCUCCACUUUUAUUGUUAGAGUUAAAAUUAGAUUCUCGUUAUUCUUACAAUUAGAAUUAGAUUCACUCUCUUCGCUCUCACUGUUAAGAGAGUUAGGUUCACGCUGCUCACUCUCCCUGCUUAAUAGAGUUAGAAAUAGAUACAUUCUCUCCACCUCUUCCUGUUAAAGAUUUACUGUUAGACCCACCAUCUCCAUUCUCACUGUGAGAAUUAGAGUUAGAUUUAUUUUCUUCACUCCUUGUUAGAGUUAGAUUCUUCACUCUUACAUCGGCCUGACGUCGAGAUGCCACUGAAAACUAAAACACGAUCGGUUACUGCCCCGCCUCCAGUACCAUCUGCUAAAGCUGCAUCAAAGAAGUCCAAGAAGGAUGAUGACGAUGGAACUGAAAUGGGAGAUGGAGAUGACUGGAAUUUGGGGAAGUCACUCAUCAAACCUCCUGAUCAGCUGGAUCUUACUGAACAAGAAUUAAAAGAAGAAAUUACUCGUGUUCUUACAGCUGAUAACCCCCACGCUCCUGAAAAUAUUGUGAGAUUCAGCUUUAAAGAAAGGGCUUAUAAGCAAGUCCCAGUGAUCAGCCAGAUGGCCAUUCAUUUUGCACGUGAUGGAAACCUACUGCACAAAGAUUCAGAUGAAGCAAAACGUCAGCAAUCUAGAGGGAAACUUUCUGAAGAGAGUGAUGCUGAAGAUAUUAGUGCACCUCUUCCAUCUGAAAGUGCAGAGAAAAUGGAUACAGAAGAGGAAGAACUCCCUGAUGCAAAGGGAGCUGAAGAAGAAGAAGAGAAGGAAGUAAUAAGACCACGACAGGAACGGAAGAUUCCCAAUCAGUUCAACUUCAGUGAAAGAGCUUCUCAGACUUUCAACAAUCCUAUGAGGGAAAAUGGAUGCCAGACAGAACCACCUCCCAGAGCAAGUUUCUCUUCUACAGCGAAUCAGUGGGAAAUAUUUGAUGCCUAUGAGGAAGUAUUAGCAAAACAAGCAAUGAAGAAAGAGAAGCAAAAGCCACAUACUGUGAAAAAAGAUGAAGUAUCAAAGAAAAAAAUUUCAGCUGUUGAAAGCAUGAGUGAUGAUAUUUCAAGAGUUAGUAAAGUUGCCAAAAUAGUGGAACGGAUGGUGAACCAGAACUCUUUUGAUGACAUUUUACAAGAUUUUAAGUAUUUUGAAGAUCCUUCUGAUGAAUUCCGGGAUCAAGAAGGCACUGUUCUACCUCUGUGGAAAUAUUUUUAUGAGAAAGCUAAAAGAUUGGCAAUUACUAGCAUGUGUUGGAAUCCAAAAUACCAUGAUCUUUUUGCAGUUGGACAUGGCUCCUAUGAUUUUAUGAAACAGAACCGUGGCAUGCUUCUCGUAUUCUCACUGAAAAAUCCUACCCACCCUGAAUACCAAUAUAGUUCAGACAGCAGUGUCUUAUGCCUGGAUUUCCACAAUAUGUAUCCUCAUCUGAUAGCUGUUGGCUUUUAUGAUGGUUGUGUUGCUGUCUAUAAUAUCAUGGAAAAUGCUACAGGGCCUACUUACAAGAGUUCACCUAAAUCGGGCAAGCACACUGAUCCUGUUUGGCAGGUAAAAUGGCAAAAAGAUGACUUGGACAAUAAUAUCAACUUCUGUUCCGUCUCUUCAGAUGGACGGGUUGUUUCUUGGGCUUUAAUUAAGGAUGAAAUUGUUUAUACAGAUAUUAUCAAACUUACAAUGGAUGGGAUUUGCAAGGAUGCACUGGAAAAUUUGCAAUUGCAAAUUAUGGGAUGUGGAACUUCCUUUGACUUCCAUAAACAGAAGGACAAUUUGUUUCUAGUAGGCACAGAAGAAGGAAAAAUACACAAGUGCUCCAAGGCUUAUUCAAGUGAGUUUUUGGAUACUUAUGAAGCCCAUCAUAUGGCAGUGGAUGCCUUACACUGGAAUACAUUCCAUCCAGAAAUUUUCAUUUCGUGUAGUUCUGAUUGGACAGUGAAGAUUUGGGAUCACAAUUUAAAGAACCCAAUGUUCACGUUUGAUCUUAAUGCACCAGUCGGUGAUGUUACUUGGUCACCGUACUCUUCAACUGUGUUUGCUGCCGUUACAACAAAUGGAAAGGUUCACGUUUUUGAUUUGAAUGUUAAUAAAUAUGAACCGAUCUGCGAGCAAACUAUUGUGAACAAGAAACGAAAUAAACUCACACAUAUUGCAUUCAAUCCAACCUACCCUAUUAUAAUGGUAGGAGAUGAACGUGGUGGUGUAUCAAUCUUAAAACUCUCUCCAAACCUUCGCAAACAACCUAAGGCAAAAAAAGGUCAAGAAGUACAAAAAGGGCCUGAAGUGGAAAUCGCUAAAAUGGACAAGCUACUGAGCCUAGUUAGAGACCCGGACAUGAAACAGAACUAAUUUUACUCCAUCAAAAUGUCCAAAUGUAUCAGUACUCAUUUGGAUCAUACAGAUGCACAUGUACGUCUCUGCCAGCCACAUUCAAAAAUGAGGAACUGGCUAACCUUUAUGGAAUCAUAUUUAAAAACACAUUGUAAUAUCCUCAUAGAACACAAUGGUUUCAAAUUCACAUUUUCAGCAAAACCCAUAAACAUAACACAAUUAUAAGUUUUUUUUUCCUGCUGUUUACUGAUAGCUCUGAUAAUCUAUAAAAACAAAGAUAUGUUAAACUUGUAUCUACUUUUCUUCUGGUACACCUUACAAGUAGUAUAUGUUAUUUGGUUGUGGAUAAAUGACUUCAUAGCUAAAACAUAUUUUCCAAUUGUAUAAGAAUUCUGUUAUUAAGCUAAUUAAAACUAUGUUAAUACCAGUUUAUUGAAGAAACUGAAGCUUUUCACUCUGCGUCACUAUGUCCUUUAGGUUAAGUGGCUGUUUUUAACUAAAAAGAGACGAUGCAAAAUAGGUAAAUGUCACAUCUCCAUUUUCAAUAGGCUAUAUUUAUAACAGGAUUAUUUGUAUUCUCUUACGAAUUUAUAUAUUGGCAAAAUAUGUCACUGUAAUAUUCUUUCAAAUGAACUUCCAUUUUUCUCUAUUUUCCUUUGCCUUACAAAGGUCUACAGUGAAAUAUUAUCCCUAAAUUUAAGUCAGUCAUCUCUAUUAUUUUCCUAGCUUUGAUUCUUUAUACUGUAUAAGCUGUUCAUCUGUGACAUAUUCUCUGUCUUUCAGUACUGAAGAAGGGUCAGAAACUUGACAUGUUAACCCUACAUUCUUGCUUAACUUGCUAAAUAUUUACAGUAUUUUCUGCUUUCACCUCCAUUAUUCUAAAAUGUACAGGCUGCUGAGUCCAGUGGGAGAUGAAUCUUUUGGAGGUGAAUUCUGUUGAUUGGAUUUACAAUGAACCCAGCUCUUGCAAAAGAAGCAAUCCCAACAGAGACAUGGCUUCUACUUUAAUAAAUAUAUAUUUAUAUACUGAUAAAUAUAUAUAUACUGA